Melitaea cinxia (Glanville fritillary) is the source of this 4801-nucleotide messenger RNA. RefSeq lists its product as uncharacterized. Gene Ontology annotation, cellular component: transcription regulator complex; histone deacetylase complex. Gene Ontology annotation, molecular function: transcription corepressor activity. Bases 1 to 4617 code for a protein of 1538 amino acids. Lineage: Eukaryota; Metazoa; Arthropoda; Insecta; Lepidoptera; Nymphalidae. The record is from RefSeq and is a predicted model, not a curated record. The transcript is spliced from 20 exons. Gene Ontology annotation, biological process: negative regulation of DNA-templated transcription; regulation of transcription by RNA polymerase II.
AUGAAUGUUAAAUUAGAGAAUUAUGAAGAUUUUAUACUUCCUAUUCUUUUAUGCAAAGUUUUAUACUACUUCGAAACAACUGACUUAGAAAUGUUACAUAACCAAACAAAGAGUUAUUUUCACAUAUUGAAAUAUUUCUUUUGCAAUUUUUUAAUUGGGUAUGUUUGUCAUCAGGUUGCGACAACGCGCUUGCCGCUGCCGACGUUCUCGCCGCGCGCCGUGCUGAUGUACAGCGCGGCGGUAGGCGGCGAGGGGGUGGCGCUACAGUUGCGAGAGGCGACGCAAGCCGAGAUCGACGAGCGGCUUGCCAUCGCUUGCCAUGAGCCGGAAUUGCUUGCGGAUUUGUUGCACGCUGCUGCUAAUAUUGGCGGCGAGCAUGAUGGACUAACAGCUUUACUGGGAGCGUCGUCCCCUGACUUGGCGCUCGCUUCUGACGCGUCAGACAGCCUGCCAUUGCCUGACCAUGAUAACGAUUAUACAACAUCUUCGUCGUCGAGCAUAAGUGGUAUAACAACGGUGUCGGUGGCCGUUACAGGUCUGGACGCGCGGCCGAUUGCUAAGAAGGUGCGGCCCAAACCUGCUUCACCAAAUCGACAGGGCCCGCAACAGUGUCAAGUAUGUAACAAAGUGUUCGGGAACGCUUCGGCGCUAGCAAAGCACAAAUUGACUCACAGCGACGAGCGAAAGUACGUGUGUAUAACUUGCGCCAAAGCUUUCAAGAGACAGGAUCAUCUUAAUGGACAUAUGCUAACACAUCGUAAUAAGAAGCCAUAUGAAUGCAAAGCAGAUGGAUGUGGUAAAUCAUACUGCGAUGCGCGAUCGUUGCGUAGACACACUGAGAACCAUCACCAACCUCCUGCUGAAUCAAAAACAACAAACAAUACAGACCCACAUGCAAGUUCCGAGCGAGAGCCGAGCUCAUCACGCGUCACCUCGCCCACACCGCCGUCCCGCACUAACUCAGUAAACUCUGAUUCCAGCAACAGUUCGGACAAAGGAGCACACACAGGCGACAGCAGCCCUCCCCGCACGCCACCCGCACCCCCGACGCCGCCAGCCCGCUCUAAAACUACCAAAGCUAACAACAACAGACCGAAAACCACAACCUCUAUGACGUCACGUCGCAAUUUGAAUGAAAGUGAAAUAUUAAAUGUUCUGUUGGAGACGGAAGAUGAAGAUCUUUUUUUAGGCGAGGAGUUAGAAGAUGAAACAGAUGUAAUUAUUCAAGACUUUCGCUCGACGGAAGAUAUUAGAACAGCUGGUAAUCCUGAUGCCUUAGAACCAGAAUCACCUCAAGAUUCAGACGAAGAACCUGAAGAAUCUUUACAAUCGGGUUCUAAUGAUGCACUAGUUACCGUCCUCAGUGUUCCAGAUGUUUUACAUGGCAGAGGCACAAAAAAACAGAAAAAUUGCGAAAAAAUCGUGUGGCGUGGAUCUUAUCCUCGUUCAUCACGUACACCAAAGAGAAACAUCAUAUCCCAUCCUCCAGGUAACAAAGGUCCUGCUAGGUUUAUUACUACCGCAGUAGAUACUUGGCAAUUGUUUUUCACGGAUGAUGUUUUGGAGAAUAUCAUGGCUUUCACAAACCAAGAGAUUUUUGAGCAACGUAAAAAAUAUAAAUCUGACAGGCCAACUUCCACUGAAGAUGACGAUUUUGUUCCAUCGAGCAUUCGACCUUCAUUUGUUCAAGAUACAACAAAAAUAGAGCUAAAAGCCUUAUUGGGAUUAUAUUACUUAGCUGGUGUACUGAGAAUAAAUCAUCUGACUGUGAAAGAAAUCUUCGAUAAAAAUACAGGUAUAAGUUAUUUCCGGUCUACUAUGAGUGAAAAAAGAUUUGAAUUUUUAACUAAUUGUCUCCGUUUCGAUGAUCGUUUGACAAGAGCUGAGAGAAGACAGGUGAAUAAAUUAGCACCAAUAAAAGAACUCUUUGAUCAUGUAGUCGAGACCUCAAAAAACCUGUAUUCUCCUUCUGCCUGCACUACCAUAGAUGAGCAGUUGCUCGGUUUUCGGGGAAGAUGUCCAUUUCGGAUGUACAUCCCUUCAAAGCCAGAUAAAUAUAGGAUAAAACUACUGAUGUUGUGUGAUGCUAAGACAUACUACAUGAUAAAUAGCCUAAUAUACACAGGAAAAGAUUCUACUCCUAGAGGGAUACCUGUUGCUGAGUAUUACGCGCUUGAGUUGUCAACUUCUAUUCACAAUACCAACAGAAAUGUAACAUACGAUAAUUGGUUUACCUCUAUACCUACCGCUCAGAAACUACUGUCAAAAAAAACACAACAGGGAAGUCCAAAAUGUGGAAGUGGUGGAAUGGGCAGCGGGGCUAUCAGCGUAGUGGGCAUGGCUGGACCAACUCGCGCUACAGAUAUCAAGCCAGUCGAGUGCAACUUAUGUCACCGAAAGUUCAAAAAUAUUCCCGCUCUUAAUGGUCACAUGCGAUUACAUGGAGGAUAUUUUAAAAAGGACUCUGACAGUAAAAAGUUAGAUAAAAAGGAAUCAACCGGUCCACCAUUGCAAACAGCUUCUGUUUCUGUAAGAGCACUGAUCGAAGAAAAGAUCAUAAGUCGAAGAGGAGCUGCAGUGACGACUUCACAAUGCAUAGGCUCAUCAGAUGUAGCUUCUUCUCGUUCAAGUUUCGUAGCACCAGCGCCUCCACCUUUAUCAACCAUAAAAUCCUCCAAUUCGUCAACAAUAUCUAUUACAUCGUCGCAAUUUGUGUCACCACGCGCUCCACCUGUAGUAACCGUUGCUACUGCUAACAUUACUGCCAGUCAAAGAGACUCAACUUUAAUUGAAUUAUUAAAAAAGGGUAGUUCAAAGGUCGUUAAACGGUCAUCAUCGGAUCCAGGACAAGCUUCACCACAACAAGAUUUUACAUUUCGUCCAGAAUUAUUUGGUGUAUCGUUCAACUCAGAUGACGGAUAUUUUUCACCUGCUUUGAAUGAGGAUACUUUUCAAUUCACUACAACGUCUGAUCAGUUAGAUGAACUUGCGUCAUUAGAAGAUUAUGCAACGGUUGCCGCAUCAAUACGAGAACGGUCACCAGUUACAUUCCCGUCCAGUCGUCGUCUUGCUGCUGUACUUAACUCCCCAUUACCAGAAUCUUUAGCUGAUUUUGGGGCCUGUCAUGGUGGUUCACCGGUACCAUCACCUGGAAUCAGAUACACUCAAAAUUCCCCAGGACUAUCAUAUACAACUGGAGAUUCCCCUGGUCUAGCUUACACUGCUACGUCACCUAGUGGAAGUUACUCAACACAGCCAGAACCAUCUCCCGGUUUAGCUUAUCCAACACCACCUGCAUCCCAUGACGCACACUCACCUGCUCAUACUGUGCCACGAGUAUCUUCGCCUUUAACAGCAGCCUUUUUUACCGCAACAAUGUCAAGUCAAGAGGAGGUGGAAGAAGCGCUUGAAGAAGUUUUGCCAGAAGAAUGUAGAUCGUUAGAUGCAUAUGCUCUAGAACCAUCCCCUACAGCAAGGCGCAUAAUGCUGAAUUCAGAAGAUCCACUUUUGUCAAGCAGUCCACGUGAUUUUUCACAUCAACGUCCCAUUCGGCGAAGCCAUCGAAUAGCAACUCCUAUUACUACGCCUAUUCACCAGUGGAAUGAUAACUCUCUCCAGGUAUGCGUGGAAGGACGAGAUACAUUACCAGCCGUUUUCCUAAGUCCCAGCAGUGUCCCAGCGUCACCUCAAAGACGUAAAAGGCGUGCUUCACCAGCUGGUCCCUAUCGCUCACGCAUGCGACAUUCAAUCGACCAUUAUACACCUCAACCAAUUUUACCACCUGAUAGAGAUGGCUGUGGCUUAUUUAUGGAGCUAAUAAGUGGAAUGCAAGCGGAUACUGACCUUUUAUCACAGUCUGAAGAGCCUCGACUACCACAAAUUAACAUAGGAGUAAAUCAUCAAGCUGACAUACCUGAGUUGUACAACGAUCGUAUAGAUCUACAUCGAGUACCCGAACAACUCCUUUGGGACCCUGGUAUAAAUGAUGGCCUCGAUGAUAAUGAAGUGCGUAUGUUCAUGGAAUUGGCAAUGUGUGCCGCAAUGCCUGUCGGAGGACACACGAGGGAAUAUGCCUUGCAAACCUUAGGCGAGUGUGGAGGUGACAUCCGAGCAGCUACUCUACGCCUUAUGUCCCGUCCUGCUGCACCUUCACAGCAUGAAUCCCGUUGGACACCAGAUGAAGUCGAAGCAUUUUUAGCAGGACUAAGUCAAUAUGAUAAAGACUUCUUUAGGAUUUCGCAACUGAUAAGAACCAAAGAUUCGAAACAAUGCGUCCAGUUCUACUAUUUCUGGAAGAAAGUAACUAAAGACUACAAAACUCUAUACUUGCGAAGUUGGAACGACGGUCAAGUCCCACAAGGUUCGAUAGGGCAGGUUUCAGUUCCCGGCUCGGCUCCGUGCUCUUCGCCACCGAACUUGUACGAGGGUGAGGAAUUUCCGUGCAAGAUAUGCGGGAAAGUAUUUAACAAAGUUAAAAGUCGUAGCGCGCACAUGAAGUCGCACCGGCCACUCGACGCCGAGCCGAAAAGGCCUAAACUCGAAAAGCCUUAUGAAAAGGUCGAGAGAUCUGACGAUAAAUCGCAAGCGACUGGCGAAUUUCAAAUGCUCGCUCAGUAACUGAAUUCACACUCAUCCAUUCCGCCCGCGCGUUGCGUUGUGCCCAAUGCGACUAAUCAUCGUAGUGAAAAUAUAUUGAAUCACUUUAACACGUAUUAAAUUACCAGGCACAUGUGUCAAGUGCUGCACUAUAAAUCGCUUCUAGCGACCACCGCCCGCCCUCACUCGCACCGAGCCUAGUGUA